GCUAUAAAUGCGCUGCAGGAAAGCACAGCCAUCACCCAUCUGAGACCGAGUGACACUCCAUCGCUGUUUCAUCUCAUCUGGAUACUCAUCAUGGAUAUCCCCAUUCAGUACCCAUGGUACCGCCGGGCCUACCCGUAUCGACGCGGCGACCUGUCCUUCGUCGAUUCUCUCACCGACUGGCCUCUCAUCUGGCCUUUCCCAUGGUCCUUUGCUUGGAUGCGCCCAAGUUUCAUGCGCUGGUUAAACUGGCCUGAACAUGGUCACAGUGAGAUGCAUGUGGAAAAGGAUCGCUAUGUGAUUUAUCUGGACGUGAAACAUUUCUCACCGGAUGAGCUGAGCGUCAACGUCGGCGACGAGCACAUCACAAUACACGCCAAGCAUGAAGAUCGACAGGACGACCACGGCUACGUGUCUAGGGAGUUUCUACGGAAGUACAGGCUUCCUACCGGAGUGUUGUGCGCUGAUAUCUCCUCCAGCUUGUCCUUCGAUGGCGUGCUGACAAUCACCGCGCCCAGAUCUUCACCUGGCCCCGAGCGUAACAUCCCAAUAUCCUGUGAGGAUGGAACAGCCAAGCAGAAAAUGUAGAGCGGAAUCGAGGGGGGUGGGGGAUGACAGUUUCGCUACUAAUUCUCACUACUAAAUUCUGCAUGUGUUUGUAUUGAACCUGUUUUGUGGGUGCACGUAAAGGUGGGUCAGCCAUGUCUAGAUUCCUGCAAAGAGCCUUCUAAUAAACCAGUAUCUAACUUACUACUAUUGUCGAAUGCCUGCAAGACAAUUGAGCUUUAAACCACUGAUUGACAUUUAAAGACAGGAGUCAUGUUCGAAAUCAAAUAACCUGUGCCACCUUAAAUGUAAAAGUGUUCUUAUUUUGAAUUUCAAAAGGUAACUUACAAAGCUUCCAUGCCAAAGAUGAUUCCAGCGGGGCUGUUUGUUUGUUUUGAACUCGGGACCGGGUCUGUUCUGCUGAGAGGGAGGGGGGAAAAAGGGGUGAAGGAAUGUUAGUUGAAGGAGGAAAUACUGUUAAAAGUUUCCACAGGGAAGCAGGGCCUUUAGGGAUAACUUGUAUUUAUGUAUGUGUAUGAGUGUGUGAUGCUUCCUAAACGAGUGAAAAUGUUCUCAAUGAUGAUCCACGAUCAUUCUUUGCAAAUGCUAAAUAUCCCUUGGUGUAUUAACAUGACACAUAGAAUAAAUGUUGGG
Syngnathus acus (greater pipefish) is the source of this 1197-nucleotide messenger RNA. Its product is annotated as alpha-crystallin B chain-like. Gene Ontology annotation, biological process: response to heat; protein refolding. The coding region runs from base 91 to 585 and encodes 164 amino acids. Gene Ontology annotation, molecular function: protein folding chaperone. The transcript has 3 exons. The record is from RefSeq and is a predicted model, not a curated record. NCBI's taxonomy places the organism in Eukaryota, Metazoa, Chordata, Actinopteri, Syngnathiformes, Syngnathidae.